Molecule: messenger RNA, 1162 nt
Organism: Gracilinanus agilis (Agile Gracile Mouse Opossum)
Lineage: Eukaryota; Metazoa; Chordata; Mammalia; Didelphimorphia; Didelphidae
Gene: PDXK
Product: pyridoxal kinase
Exons: 9
Coding region: 200-889 (229 amino acids)
Biological process (GO): pyridoxal 5'-phosphate salvage
Cellular component (GO): cytosol
Molecular function (GO): pyridoxal kinase activity
Source: RefSeq, a predicted model, not a curated record
UUGGUUCUAUCUCAAAAGGGAUCGCCUCUGUCCAGUACCCCGGACCAAUCCGCGUCAGACCGUGCCGGGGCUCUGGCCAGGUGGGCUGGCCGCGUUCUUUCUUCUGACGCCCCGGCUCCUUCUCCUUUCUCAUUCAGCCGACUGUAAGCCUUGGGCUCACCGCUGCCCUAGCUCCCGCUGCCGGGCGAAGGAGACCAGCAUGGAGGAGGAGUGCAGGGUCCUGUCCAUCCAGAGUCACGUAGUCCGAGGCUAUGUGGGCAACCGAGCGGCUACUUUCCCCUUGCAGGUUUUAGGAUUCGAAAUUGACACCGUGAAUUCUGUCCAAUUUUCAAAUCAUACAGGUUAUUCGUAUUGGAAAGGCCAGGUGUUAAAUUCAGAUGAACUCCAUGACCUAUAUGAAGGUCUUAAGCUGAACAACGUAAAUAAGUAUGACUAUGUUCUCACAGGUUAUACGAGAGACAAAUCAUUCCUUAUAAUGGUAGUUGACAUCAUUCAAGAGCUGAAGGAGCAAAACUCCAACUUGGUAUAUGUGUGUGAUCCAGUGAUGGGUGACAAGUGGAAUGGAGAGGGCUCCAUGUAUGUUCCAGCAGAUCUCCUUCCAGUUUACAAGGAAAAAGUUGUGCCUGUAGCAGAUAUAAUAACUCCAAAUCAGUUUGAGGCUGAGUUACUCACUGGAAAAAAGAUUUCUACACAAGAAGAAGCAUUAGCGGUAGCAUGUGAAAAGACUGUGUCAGCCAUGCACCAUGUUCUUCAGAGGACCAUUAAAAGUGCUAAUGCACAAUCUGGAAAAGAGAAGAAACCCAGUCCAGCCCAACUGGAACUGAAAAUGGUCCAAAGCAAAAUGGAUAUAGAGAAUCCAGAGAUAAUUGUGAAAGCCACUGUGUUAUAGAGGAUAUGACCAUAUCACCAGUAAUACACAAUUGAUGUCUUUGUUUCCCAACCUGUAAAAAAUGUAAUAAUGUCUGCCUGAAAGAUGUGACUUAAACUUGAUUUUUUUCUCUCACAAAAUAAUAUCAAGUAUCAGCAGAUCUUUUUUUGUGAAAACGUGGUAGUUAUAUUUGGAUUUUAUUUCCUUGUUCAGAGGGAGAGAUGCUUUCCCCUUCAAUUCAUUCACUAUGUAUACUGUCCUGGACAAUAUCACAGGAAUGUCUUUUUCAAAAAU